Messenger RNA from Clonostachys byssicola, 3654 nucleotides. NCBI's taxonomy places the organism in Eukaryota, Fungi, Ascomycota, Sordariomycetes, Hypocreales, Bionectriaceae. The record is from the annotation of a GenBank genome assembly.
AUGGCAGAGACCAACUCAGCCGAGCUCGAGGAAAUAAGUGGCUGCUCGGAUCAACAAACAGUAGCUACCCUGGCUGAGAUAUGCCUCAGCACUUUUCAAGAAGGCCUUAAUUUAUCAAAUUCUCAUCACCCACGCUACCUAGCGUUAAUCGAGGAUCAGCUGGCAAGGUUCUCAAUAUGGACAUCCGGGAAUGGGGUCUUUGCUAAAGCGCGGGCUUCCAUGGACCAUCGUCUAAGAGAGGCACCAGACGUACGACUGGCUAUUUGCAGUCUACUGGAGGCUCUAGAAGACAGUCUUCAGGCCUCUAGAAAUCUACACGAGAACUCCAUUGCCUUGGAUGGAGAAAACGACGAUUUCAAGUUAGAUGUUCAGGCCGUGGCGAAGGAAAUAAGUUUGUUAUAUCGCCUCACAAACACAAUCAGACGAGCCAGUAAAGAGAGGCAGAAUGUCAAAGCAGCAGAAUCGUACCGCAUUAGAGAUGAUGAGGGAAACGACAUAGAACCCCUUCUGAAAGAAUUGUACUCUCACUACAUCCUGGGAAAAUUCCCCAGCAUCGAAAACAAACUCCGGUCACGUCUUGCAACUUCGAUGGUAUUACGAAGGAAGAUGGUCCUAUACAGGAGAGCUCGUUAUGGUACCAAUCCCAUCAGGGCCGACAAGAACGUCUCACAACCAAAGAUCAAUUUUCCGCAAGCCCGUACCCAGGCUCCUAAUGCAGAUGAGCCAUCGGAGGAGCUGACAGAAGGCAUCGAAGCUGUAGGCACCACUGCACCUAAGAGCUCUAUACAGUCCCAAACACUAAGCGCGACAACACUAGUAGUUGAGGACUAUAAGAAAACAACAACACCGUCUGUCAUAUCUGCUACUAAGACAGUUGCUCUAGCGAAUCACGAGGAGCUUGUAUUCCCCCCUAUACCAAAUGGACGAGUCAAGCAAAGAUACAAGAAACUAAAACACUUACGUUGGCAAGGAUUUAAAGAGAGAAUGAUACCAGAGCUUAGGCGCCAAGAAUUAAGACUUGGAAUCGACGAAACAUUCACAUCGACUAGUCGAGCUGUUCAGAGAACAGUGAUCCUAAAUAACUUACGCUCCUGCUUAGAUUCCGCUCUAGAAGGCUCGCCGUCACCUCGGUGGCAGAAAUGGGUACUCAAGCUCACCAAGAUCUUUCUUGAAACGAAUGAGACUCACAUAGAUGAACCGGAAUGGCUAAUGAGUGACCUGCCUGAAUUACUUUCCCGGGAGAUAGAAACUAUCUACAAUGUCCUGUACUCGGAUUGGAUUGGAUGUAAUGAGGCCAUAGGAGAGUUGACCUGCCCUUAUUGUCUUUACGCUAUUCCAAGCCUGUCCGUGGCUGACGAUAAGAAAUGGAAAGCUCAUGUCACGAAUGAUCUCGACGCCUACGUGUGUUUGUUUGAUGAAUGUCACAAUGCCGACAAACUCUUCUCCCAUAGCAGCGACUGGCUCCGUCAUAUGCGCGAACAUACACUGAGGUGGAACUGCAAUUCCAAGGCGCACCACCCAAUGAGCUUUCUUACGGAGGAUCAGUACCUGGACCAUGUCAGACAAGAUCACCCGCGGUCUUUGACAGAACCCCAGCUUCGCGCUCUCUCGCAGCGGAACGCUCGACCAAUUGUUCCAAUGUUUGACCUUUGUCCAAUUUGUGGGACUGAUGAGGUUACAGAAAACUUGGAGGAUCACAUUGUAGGUCACUUGAGGUCCCUUGCACUAAGAUCUCUCCCACCACACGAAGAAGAUGGAUCUGGAAGCUCAGGCGGUGAGUCAGGCUCCGCAUCUACGUCCGCGCCGGCAAGCAGAAGUACUAUCAGAAAGGAUCCUGAGAGACAUAUCAGUGUCGUGUUUGAGGCCUGUGGAGAUAUCUCAAGUUGGAGUUUGACAGACACCGAGAAAAUCACACCAAACGUUUACGAACCAUGGGGAGGCUAUAAGGCCUACAUCGAAUCGCGUUACUCCAGCUCUCUAAAGAUGGGAGCCGACCCAACCGAGAAAUUUCCUCAUCUCGCUGUUAUGUAUCGCGAGGAAGAUGAGGAUCGGUUUCUAUGGCACAACGACCCAUCGAGGUAUUUCGUUGAGGACAAGAUAUUUGAGCAAAUACCUAUCAAGUUUCGUCGGGUUUUUGAGUGGGGGUUUAUCACUCGCCAGACUGAUGAACCAACUGAGGCUCUGCAACACGACCACAUCAUACGCAGCUUUGUUAAUCACAGCCCUCAGACCCAAUCCACCCAGAGUGAUCGCGAGAAGGCAUAUCCAUUAGAAUCAAAAGCUGCGCAAAACAUUAAAGAAUUUGAAAGGAUGUUUGGAUACAACACAGCCCAAAAGACCAUAUCCGAAGUUGGCAAAGGAGAAGACAAUGGGGAAAAUUCGCAGAGGACGAAACUAACAUCUUCAGGGAACGGGCAAGGAGAUAUGCGAACCCUUGGUCCAGAUUCACUCGAAGAAUCCAGAGUUUCCUCGCCUCAUGAUCCCCGACAGGAACAGCAUCCAAAUCCCCUUUCUCAAGUAUCACCGGAAGAAACGGCGACAGAAUCCACGUCUCAGGACCCUACAUCAAUCCUAAAAUCUAUCCGCACCACCAAAACUGUGCGAUUUGUUGAUUCUGUUUCCAUUAUCGAGGGACCCCGUGCGAGUCCGCAAUUCGAGCUUACUACUAUAGCUGAGAGAGUGGCACGGGCCCUCAAAGGCUCGGGUGCAGUAGAUACACGCGCUCUCAUCCAGGACCUAGCCUUUCUCACUCACGAGCAAAUAAUGUCGCUUCGAACAGAGUAUAAAAUACUCGUCAAAACAGGCUUUCUACGCAAGGGCGUUAAUGUCGCCAAGCACAUUCGCGCGCGCCUUAAAGAUGAGUCUCCAAAUCUAAUGGAAGCCUGCUACGCGGUUGCUUUGGGCAAGUGGGAAAGCGAGGCAUAUUGGUGUAAUUUCUGGUAUCAUAGCGAUAAAGUUCGCCACGAGCUGCUGAUUGAGUCACUGAUGGGUCGCACCAAUGAGGAGAUUCGUUGCAUCAAGCUUGGAUUCUUGGACAAAAAAUAUGACAACAGCCUCCAAAAGUGUCUGAACUCUGAACUCGAGGAAAAUAAGUUUAAGAAGUCAGUGUUUCUUGCUCUUGAAGAGCGGCAGAUGGAAGAGUUCGACUCAAGCGGACAAGCACUUCCUGUUGACAAGGAAAGAGCUGCGAAAGACGUUGAGGAUCUUCGAAGGGCCGUUAAAUCCGAGACGGGCGGCGAGUCAAAAUUGAUUGAGAUCUUGGUGCAAGGGAGUGCUACCUAUCUUCGAGAGCUACUUGAUCUCUACCAGAAUCAGUAUAAUUCAAAUCUUGCUCGAGAGAUACUACAAAAAUGCCAGAACCUAGUUGGGGAAAUUCUUGUGCAUAUUCUCACCGGUGUUAUCAACCGUCCUGGUCGUGACGCUAUGCUUCUACACAGUGCGAUAACAAAACAAAGAAUGGACGAUCUGCACUCUCAGCUGCUCACAUCACGCCUUGUCCGCUAUCACUGGAACAGGGAGCAUAUGGGCGCUGUUUCGGCUGCGUACGGCUCUCGCUAUGGAACCAGCCUUGAGGAGGCUGUAAGAGAAGUUACACGUGGGGUUUGGGGCGACUUCUGCGUAAAACUUUGCACUGCACACUUGGAGGGGGGGUAA